Lates calcarifer (barramundi perch) is the source of this 2911-nucleotide messenger RNA. It is a transcript of the gene akap8l, whose product is annotated as A kinase (PRKA) anchor protein 8-like. The transcript is spliced from 13 exons. NCBI's taxonomy places the organism in Eukaryota, Metazoa, Chordata, Actinopteri, Centropomidae. The record is from RefSeq and is a predicted model, not a curated record. Gene Ontology annotation, cellular component: nucleus. Gene Ontology annotation, molecular function: DNA binding. Bases 121 to 2214 code for a protein of 697 amino acids.
CGUAACGAGGCCUGGGAAUCUACGUCCUGAAGGAGCGAUACUCUGCUUCUGGCUUUAACUGCCAUUGGAGCUCUCGCCGCUUGUUUCGAUCGCAUUGUCUGAACAGCGCACCAAGCUAUCAUGGACGGCAGAGGCUACGGUUCUGGAUAUUCCAGUUGGGGAGGUGGAGGAUCAGGUAGCAGAGGUUCUGGUGGCUUUGACCUGUACGGGGGUGGUUAUAAGGACUCAAUGUCUGGGCUCGGGGGCUAUGGAGGAGGAGGGGGCCACAUGAAGAGAGGUCUCUCUGGAGCAUCCCUGCUCUCAUCCACGGGCACGCAUGCAGAUGCAGUCAUCGCCAAGAUUAACCAGCGCCUGGACAUGCUCACUCAGUUGGAGGGGGGGCUGAAAGGGGCUCGGGGUGACAGGUUUGACCAGUACGAGUCAUUCGACUCGCGCGCCUCUGCUCUCACCUCCUCCCGAGAUCUCUACAGAUCUGGCGGCGGUAGCUAUGGGUAUGGUGAUGGCCGUGGGGACAACCUGCUGUUGGGUCAGCGAGGAGGCUCGGGCUUCGGAGGGGGAAUGGGGCUAGGGGGAGGAGGAGGCUUUGACAGCCCCUCCUCUUCCUAUGGAGUCGCUAAAAUGCGACAGAGUAUGAGGGAGUCCUUCACCAGUGGCCAGGGAGGAGGUUCUGGAGGUGGAGGAUGGGCUGGAGCAGGCCGACGUUCCCCCAGAAGGGGUGGAAGUGCCGGGGGUCGAGGAGCUGGAGGAGGGUUUGGAAGCCGCAGGUCUGACCCCACUCCAUUAGGCGGUGGGAGGGGAAGUGGUAGUGGUGGCCAGUCCCACCAUGGCCACUCUCCAGGAGGUGGUAGAGGCAAGCUCCCAUCCCUCCUGUCCAACCGCAUGUACCCUGAGAGUGGGGGCUUCCAUCAGGGUUCCACUCAAGGGCCUCACGACUUUCCUGGGAGGCAUUUUGGAGGGGGCCCACGGGCUGGCCGCCAGCGAGGCCGCAAGAGACCCCUCAACAAACAGGUGAAGCCACAGCGUGAUGUCCAGAAGAAGAGAAAACAGACGCUUACUGCAGCUGAUGAGCCAGAGUCAAAGAUAAACAAGACUGAGAGCACAGGGCCAGAGGCUACCCAAGAACAAGCUGAGAAAAAUGGUGAUGACAGUGAACCAAAGACUACAGCUGAGGAGACAAAACCUGCUGAAGAUGGAGAUAAAGCCUCACCCAAACAGGACGAGAAGAAAAAGCCUCAGGGCAAGCAGACCCCAGUCCAGGGUCAGGACAAGCACCCAAAAAUGAGAAAGAGAAGGGGCUUCCUGGAAAGGGUGAUGUUUGCAUGCUCUGUCUGCAAGUUCAGAUCAUUUUACAAGGAGGAAAUGGAAACUCAUCUUGAGAGUCGCUUCCACAAGGACCACUUUAAGUUCCUAUCCAGCCAGCUGUCCAAGCCCACAACAGACUUCCUACAGGAGUAUUUGCAAAACAAAUUUAAGAAGACAGAGCAGAGGGUGAGUCAAUUGGACAACCACAGUGCUGCUAUCUGCCAGGUGUACAAAGAGCAAGACCUCACCAGGGAUCUUGGUAUGGAGCACUUCAUGAGGAAGGUGGAAGCUGCUCACUGUGCAGCAUGUGAUCUCUUCAUUCCCAUGCAGCCCCACCUGAUACAGAAACACAUCAAGUCUCCUGACCAUAACUACAACCGGAAGGGAAUGAUGGAGCAGUCCAAGAGGGCCAGUCUGUCAGUCGCUCGUAGCAUCCUCAACCACAAACUCAUUGGCAAGAAGCUGGAGAGUUAUCUUAAGGGUGAAAAUCCGUUCACUGGUAACCAGGAUGACCAGGAUCCUGAGGACUCCAUGGUGAUGGACGUGUCAGAAAUGGAGUUGACCAGCGAGACAGCAGACGGUCAGACAGAGGCAGUACAAGCCAAAGAGGAUGCUGGGGAAGCAGGAGAGGCGGGCCAAGAGCUGGUCGAGGGUGAAGCAGCAGCAGAAGCAGACGCAGCAGCAGCAGCAGAGGAGCUAAAGAUGGAGGAGGAGCUAGGAAUGGAGGGAGAGGAGGAUCACAGGAACCAGGAAGAGGAGGAAGGUUUUGAAGUUGGAGAGGAGGAGGAGGAGGGAUACGUGGUGCAUGAUGAGAUUGAUGAAGAAGGAUUACAGGGUGACCUGGAGGAAGAGGAGGAGUAUGAAGGAUUGGAGUCAGCGGAAAUCGAGGAGGAAGACAAGACUCAUGAAUGACUUUUGCACCCUGGGUGUGACUUCUCAACCUAAACAUCUGUCUGGACCAGUCCGUGACCUCCACUCUCCCAUUCAACCCAACUUCAUUGCCAGGCAUAUUAAGAAAUAAACAUACCUGCUUCCACCAUUUUUCACCGUCUAAUGACUGAGCUUAUAUAAUGUUAUUUUUUGUUGAAGGAACAGUUCCACAUUUUGGGAAAUAUUCCUAUUCACUUUGCUGCUGAGAGUUAGGUGGUCAGAUUAAUGACACUAUAAAAAUGUCUUAUUCUCAUUUAAGACUUGAGAAGAAAGCAAAUAUGUGUAUUUCCAAGAAUCUCAAACUGUUCCUCUUUUUACUUUUUCUUGUGCCUUUUGUUGAAUAUAGAUUAAUUUGUUUAGAAUUUGUUAAGAAGUCAUGAGUAUUGUAAAGUUGAGAUAUUAUGUACCUUGUUUUUUUUUCUUAUCGGAGUUGACACAACACCAUUGCAUUCUGUCUCUUGCCAGUAUUCAUGGUGAACAGGUGAUUUCCCUCAACUUUUUGGUGAAAUCUAGAGCAUGGUGGGGUUUUUCUUCCACAGCUAGGGUGCCUGAGAUAAUUAACUGUGGACUGUUACUGUAGAAUAAGUAUGGGUUAAGUGUGGGAUAUUCAGAAUGGGUAUCAGUCAUGUCAUCAACAGUUUUGUUUCACUCGGAGUAAGAAAUAAACUUGUUGAAUAAA